Symbiodinium necroappetens is the source of this 322-nucleotide messenger RNA. NCBI's taxonomy places the organism in Eukaryota, Dinophyceae, Suessiales, Symbiodiniaceae. The record is from the annotation of a GenBank genome assembly.
GUCUGGCGUCAUACUGCAAGCGGAGCAUAAGGAGACGGUCAAGGAGUAUGAUAUGGACAGCGACUCCUGGACCGCCACAGACACCAUCUUGGGGGAGAACCAGCUGGUGGUGAAGACCGUAGGUGACGGCCUGCUUACGCUCCGACUUUCGGCGGCUGGAGGCUUCAAGUGGGAGCACGUGGGCUCCUACCGGCUGGGCGGGAAAAGCAAGGACGGGCAGUCCCUGUUGAAGGUGGUGGACUCGAGCACCAAGGCGUUUCAAGUCGAUGACCUUCGACGUAGCUUCGAGGAGAUACGGCACACCAAGUACGGCAAACAGUCG